Molecule: messenger RNA, 1735 nt
Organism: Panonychus citri (citrus red mite)
Lineage: Eukaryota; Metazoa; Arthropoda; Arachnida; Trombidiformes; Tetranychidae
Exons: 3
Coding region: 528-1583 (351 amino acids)
Molecular function (GO): acyltransferase activity, transferring groups other than amino-acyl groups
Source: RefSeq, a predicted model, not a curated record
CAACCAUAUGAAUGUAAAGGUUUCGUAUGAACAUUUCCCUCAUCAUAUCUAACAUACUCAUAGAGAUAUUAUUGAAAGUAUUAAUCAUCACAGAUCAUAUAUUGAUCAAUGAUCAACAAUUGAAAUCAUUUGCCUGUUGAUAUUUUGUUGAUAACAAUUAAUUAUUAUAUAACAACUCGGUUGAUUAACCCAUGAAAACCACCGUUAUAAUUGAGUAAAAUCAAUUCAACACCAAUAUAAUUAUUCAACCCAUUGAACCGAAGUGAUUUUGAUCAAUAUCCUUUCAUCAUCAUUAAGUCAACAAUCAUAUUAUUAACCAUAAAAUCAUCAAUAAUCAGCAAUUUUGAAAGGAAACAAAUUAUAUAAUCAACUAAUUGUCUUUUCUUUCUGAUCUUAGUUUUUUUUUCAGCUUAAGUUCAUUAAUCGUUUAUUGUGAAAUCAUUAAUUGAUUAAUCAGCUGAUUUGAAAUUACGAAGUUAUUGAUUCUGGAUAAGUUAAAAUCAUUGUGUCAAUCAAUUGUUGACAAAAUGACAACCACUUUGAGUGAAAAUAGUAACAAAAUUGUUGUUCACAAUAACAACAGUGGUCAGUUGGUCAAGGAGGAGGUUAAGGUGAACAUUGAUGAUUCAGUUAAACAGGAAGAUACAAAGAUGAUCCUUUCAACCGGAAUUACACCUGAUGGAAUCAAAUAUCAUGUUCGAAGGAUGAAAUUCGAGGACAUUGAUGAAGUUCUAAUGGUAUGGAAAGAAAUUGGUCUCUAUGAGGGAACCAAUACAAUCCAAAGUUUCCUAACCAUCGAUCCUGAAGGUUUUUAUGUUGCUGUUAAUGAGAAUGAUGGCCAAAUUGUCGGUUGUUGCGCUGGAGUCUUUGUUGACCCCAAUGUCGGCUUCAUUGGCCUUUACGCCGUUAAACCCGCUUUUCAGGGCAAAGGUAUUGGCACCUCGAUGUGGAAACAAAUGAUGUCUCAUAUUGGUGAUAAAAAUGUUGGUCUUUAUGCUGUUCCCAAGCAUUUGAUUACUUAUCGAGACAAAGCUGGUUUUCGAGUUGAGGAUACAAUUAAAGUGCUCGAGUAUGAAGGCACUUCUUUGAAAACGGACGAUCUUGUCAAAGGAAUCGCCAACAUUGAGAUUAAAUGUAUGACAAACGAUGAGAUUUUACAGAGAAAAGUGAUCAAUUAUGAUCAACGGGUAGUUAAUUAUGAUCGAUCCAAUUUACUUAAAUUAACUUUCAACGAAUUGGAUGCUCUCUCUAUGGUCGCAAUUGAUAAGGACAAUAAUUCAAUUGUUGGCUUUGGUUGUAUUCGGACCAAUAACAUUAAUCGAGCAAUGGCCGGACCCAUUUACGCCAAUAACGAUGCCGUUGCUGAAUUAAUUGUCUACAAUUUAAUCACCAAUUUACCUGUUGCUCUGACCACUGGCUUGGACUUUAUGACUCCAGAUUGUAAUCCUGGAGGAUUAAGAAUAGCAACUAAAUUGGGAUUAAAGAAAAAUGAAGAUUUACCUCGAUUGUUUGUCAAAUCAAUUCCAAAAGUCGAUUGGAAUCGAAUCUAUUGUAUACAUACCCCGAACUUUUCUCCAUAUUAAUUUCCAAAGGUAUGUUACACAAUUAGAGAAGUUAAUUAGUGUCUUAGCUAAAUUGUUAUCGAAUUGAUUCUGUUGCCUUGGUGUAAAAUUGUCCAUUUAGUUUUUGAUUAUUGUGAAAAUGUUGAUCAAUUACAAGGUGAUUAUAUUAUUCA